Molecule: messenger RNA, 2070 nt
Organism: Saccharomycodes ludwigii
Lineage: Eukaryota; Fungi; Ascomycota; Saccharomycetes; Saccharomycodales; Saccharomycodaceae
Gene: YAT1
Product: carnitine O-acetyltransferase YAT1
Exons: 1
Coding region: 1-2070 (689 amino acids)
Biological process (GO): carnitine metabolic process
Cellular component (GO): mitochondrion
Molecular function (GO): carnitine O-acetyltransferase activity
Source: RefSeq, a predicted model, not a curated record
AUGAGUAACGAACAUAUAGCAACUCAUCCAGAGAACAACAAAAAAUUAGCUAGAUUACCAGUUCCAGAUUUGAAGGAUACAUUACAAAGGUAUCUCGCUAGAUUGGAACCGUUACAAGAAGCACAUCAACAUGAAGCUACAGUGCGUGCAGUUUUAAGCAAUGAAAACAUACACAAAUUGAAAAUUUUGCAAAAUAAAUUGCUAGAAUACGACCACGAACUAGACAUAGAAACGAAUGGAGAAUCGUCUUACAUCGAACAAUUUUGGUUUGACGCAUAUUUAGAAUAUGACGCUUCAGUUGUGUUUAACGUUAACCCAUUUUUUCAAUUGCAAGAUGAUCCUACUUUGUUAUCCACUGAUAAAGACGUCCAAAUUAAAAGAAGUGCCAAAUUAGUUUUAUCAAUGUUAAAGUUCGUACGUGAAAUUAGAAAAUCUACUCUAAAACAAGAUACCGUUAGAGGAAAGACUCCAUUGUCUAUGGAUCAAUAUUCUAAAUUGUUUGGUAGUGCGAGGUUACCACCAAAUAACGAACAGGACAAAAGUGAUAAUAAUCCUUCGUGCCAUUUGCAAACUGAUCCAACUUCGCACCACAUUGUGGUUAUUCACAAGUCUCGGUUUUAUUGGUUUGACGUAUUAGAUACAAACAACAAUCCAAUCUUUCAAUCUCCUGAAGAAUUAGAAUGUAACUUGUACUCCAUCAUCCAGGACUGUUUACAAAAUGCCGAUGAAAACAAUAGUUUCCCAGCCGGCGUUUUCACGACUGAAAAUCGUAAAGUUUGGUCUAAUGUUAGAUCCUAUAUGAUGUCUCAAGAGGAUGACACUAAUUCCCAUAAUUUAAAGAUUAUUGAUAGUGCCUUAUUCAUCUUAUGUUUGGAUGAUAUUUCCAUUGACGAUGAGCGCAGGUUAGUUCAAAACUUAUUAUGUGGCGAAUCAAAGUUGAUAAAUAAUUAUUCAACUCAAACUGGUACUUUUUUAAACAGGUGGUUCGAUAAGUUGCAAUUGAUAGUAACUGAAAAUGGCAAAGCGGGUAUUAAUUUCGAACACACUGGUGUUGACGGACAUACAGUUUUACGUAUGUGUUCCGAUAUUUACACUGAUUCUAUUUUAAGUUUUGCCUCUAGCAUCACCAAAAAUGUUCCACGGGUUUUCCACCAAGACGAAAUUAGAGAUGUUGCUGCUGUUACUCCUCGCACCACCGCUAAAAGCAACAACUUAAUCACUAUACCACGUAGGUUAGAAUGGGUUGUUGAUUCAUUUUUAUUAUCAUCCAUUCAUUUUGCAGAAACUAGGGCUUCUGAUUUAAUGAUGCAGUAUGAGUUUGAUAUCGUUGAUUUCCAUGAGUAUGGAGCCAAUCACAUCAAAAGACAAUUCCAUGUCUCACCGGAUGCGUUUAUACAAAUGAUAUUUCAACUAGCCUACUAUGCUCUUUACGGUAAGUUUGAAACAACCUAUGAACCGGCAAUGACAAAAACUUUCAAGCAUGGUAGAACUGAAGCCAUAAGAUCAGUAAGCAAUGACUCUAAAAAAUUUGUCCAUUCAAUUUUCGAUAAUGUAAGCACAGACAGAGAACGUGUCAAACUAUUGCAAGAGGCUUGUAAGGAACAUUCAAGAAUAACCAAAGAAGCUAGUUGUGGCUUGGGGCAAGAUCGCCAUUUAUAUGCCUUGUAUUGUGUUUGGAAGGAAAUGGGAAACAACGACGACACUUUGCCACCAAUGUUUAGCGAUAAAGGUUGGAAAAUAUUGAACACAAACAUUUUGAGCACUUCAAAUUGUGGCAAUCCAUGCUUGAAAAGUUUUGGUUUUGGUCCAGUAACUAACAACGGGUUUGGGUUAGGUUACAUUAUCCGACCAGAUUCUGUAACUAUCGUUCUGUCCUCCAAACAUAGACAGACCGAAAGAUUCGCUAAAUUAAUUGAAAAAUCCCUACUAGAAAUAAACCAUGUUUUUGAAAGAAAAGAGGGAUCAACCUUCAAAAAUACUCACACGUUGACUGAAACUAAAGGCAGUAGCACAGAUAUGAAAUUCCUAAUGAGUGGUUAUGAUUACUUUGAUGUAAGUGUACAUGGAUAA